UCGAAGCGCCGAGAGAUACCAAACCACCGCAGCCAUGGCCGUGGACACGAGCAGUAAGCUUUCUCGCAGCGUCCUGAUGCUGCUUCUGCUGCUCUCUGUGCUUCUUGUAGCAGCAUCAGCAACAACGGAACAUGAAGCAGAGGAGAAGGGAAGGGAAGGGGGGGAGCCGUCGGAGUCGUGGACUGCCUGGGCUAAGGAUAAGAUAUCCGGUGGUUUUGGUCUCAAGAAGAACCAGGAAGACGAGGAGGCGGAGGACGCAACGAGGAAGGUCGAAGAGGCUGCGACGACAGGUCGGGAACGAGGCCAAGAGAUGAUUCAUGACAAGGCAGGGAAGGCCAAGGAAGCAGCUGAGACGAGCACAGAAAAGCUGCAGGAGAUCGCCUCAGAGAUCGGAAGCGAGGCGGCGGAGAAGAUGGGCAAAGCAAAAGAGGCUGCCGCGGAGAAGGCAGCGAAGGCAAAGGAAGCGGCGGGGAAGACAGCAAAAGAGGCAGCGGCCGAGGCCAAAGAGAAGGGGGCCGAGGCGAAAGAGGAGGCGGUGAAGACAGCGGAAGAGGCGGCGGCCAAGGCGAGGGAGUCUGCCACGGGCGCGACGGAGAAGGCCAAAGAGAAGGCGAAGGAAACGGUGGACGCGGCAAAGGAGAAGGUCGAGGCGGCCAAGGAGUACGUCAUGGGCGGCGGGGCUGAGAGACACGAAGAAGAGCUGUAAGAGCUUCGAGUCACAAUCCAUACUGCUCGCCCACUUUGUGAUCUCUGCAAUAAAAUACUAAUUUCGUGUUUACUUCGAACAACGUGUAAUAUACCCCCCAAAAAUGCUGAUAAUAUGCACAAAAAAUCCAUAUAUGUAUAUCAAAAGAAAAUACCCAAAUAUGAAUUAAUUAUUUGAUAGAUAGAGCAAAUCAAACCUGAGCACAGCCGAGUCGUAGCUUCCACAGUGCACCACGCGCCACUGUUUGGAUCACCGCGGACGAGGAAACACUAACAUUCGAGUAUUAAGUAUCGCAUCGAAGAUGGAAGAUAGCAUAGCACGCGACAUGAAAAAUGACAGGAGAUUUUAAUGGCUCU
Musa acuminata subsp. malaccensis (wild Malaysian banana) is the source of this 1062-nucleotide messenger RNA. RefSeq names its product late embryogenesis abundant protein D-29-like. The record is from RefSeq and is a predicted model, not a curated record. NCBI's taxonomy places the organism in Eukaryota, Viridiplantae, Streptophyta, Magnoliopsida, Zingiberales, Musaceae.